UGUCUGUCUUUCUGUCAUCUGGCUGUGUUUUUUUUGCGACCAAAUAAUACGAAUUUGUGAAUUUGUGUCACAUAAACAAACAAAAUGUGGUUCGAAAUAAUACCUGGCGCAGCGAUCAUCACCGUGGCCCUCUCCGUGCCAAUAUACGCGAUGUACGGUCUGCAGAAGCUGACAAUGGGCAACGCCUAUCGUCGCAAUAUGGACGAGCGUUUCUCCCGUGUCAUGUACCAACGCGAUUUCCGACUGACCAACAAUCCAUACAUCAUGAACGGUCUUGAUGAAGUUCCAGAUGAAGAUCAAAAUGAAAAAAAGAAUAAUCAGGGUGCAAAUAAUUAAAGAGAUCUGAUAACAAAUAAAAAUGUUAAAUUGAAUUGUGAUCUGUAAACAACUAGAAUAAACUAUAGAUGUU
This is a messenger RNA of Drosophila nasuta, 409 nucleotides long. RefSeq names its product NADH dehydrogenase (ubiquinone) MWFE subunit (gene ND-MWFE). Gene Ontology annotation, cellular component: respiratory chain complex I. The transcript has 3 exons. NCBI's taxonomy places the organism in Eukaryota, Metazoa, Arthropoda, Insecta, Diptera, Drosophilidae. The record is from RefSeq and is a predicted model, not a curated record. Bases 85 to 336 code for a protein of 83 amino acids.